This is a messenger RNA of Akanthomyces muscarius, 1008 nucleotides long. RefSeq lists its product as uncharacterized. Gene Ontology annotation, cellular component: preribosome, large subunit precursor. The record is from RefSeq and is a predicted model, not a curated record. The transcript is spliced from 2 exons. Gene Ontology annotation, biological process: ribosomal large subunit biogenesis. The coding region runs from base 1 to 1008 and encodes 335 amino acids. Lineage: Eukaryota; Fungi; Ascomycota; Sordariomycetes; Hypocreales; Cordycipitaceae.
AUGGAAAGCAAAGCUCCUACAACUUGCAGACUCUGCAACAUAUCACUAGCUAGCCCAAGCGUGUGGCGACAACACGCAAAGAGCGAUUUGCAUGUCUAUAAUCUGCGGGUCAAGGUCGCAGAGCCGGGCACGGUCAUCACACCUCCAUCUUCAUCUCCUCGCAGACAAGCAAGUGCGGCUUCAAGUCGCCAUGUCCAAGUUGAUGAGGAUGUAGACGACUCCGACUCCAACUACGAGUCGGCGGACGAAGACCCAGAGCCUACCGCCGGACUGCAAUACAAUCCUCAUCAGUGCCUCUUCUGCAGCACUGAGAGCACCAGUUUCAACGACAGCCUACAGCACAUGUCCAAAAUGCACAGCUUCACAAUACCGCAUCAAGAGCAUCUCGUUGUUGAUGUCGAGACCAUCGCCGCAUACCUGCAUUUGGUCAUUUACGGCUACCGCGAAUGCAUCCGAUGCGGAUGCCGGCGGCGUUCGGCUGAAGGCAUUCAACACCACAUGACUGCCAAGGGACACUGCCGAUUCGACAUUGUUUCCGACAUGGAGGAAUUCUACAAUAUGCCUUCUCGAAACUAUACAGCCGAUGGAGAGUCCCUACUGCUCCCAUCUGGUAAACUCCUCAGCAACCCCACCAAAGCGAGUGGACCGCUGGUGUCGCGCACCCCUCGCUCCUCGACACGGCGGCGCAUGGCACUCACGACACUGCAGACGUCUACCAGUAAGCCAAAGGCAUCCAGCGCCGCCGAUCUACCAGCGGAAGGUAGCGGCGAUGCGCCCUUGUCGUCCGACACUCAGUUGUCGCGAUUGGCCAAGAGCGACCAGCAAAGUCUGUCGCACCUCCAGGACUACCAAGUCCGGUCUUUGGUGGCGACUGGCGCCCGGGCGGUUGAUGAGGCAAGGCGGGAAGCGAAGCAUUCGGAGCUCAAGCUCUCCAAGGCGGGAAAUGUGACGCUGAUGGGCACCUUUAGAGCGGAUACGUCGAAGCGCUUCAGAGGUCCCUGGGGUUAG